Lagopus leucura (white-tailed ptarmigan) is the source of this 1320-nucleotide messenger RNA. It is a transcript of the gene LYRM7, whose product is annotated as LYR motif containing 7. The coding region runs from base 495 to 899 and encodes 134 amino acids. Gene Ontology annotation, biological process: mitochondrial respiratory chain complex III assembly. The record is from RefSeq and is a predicted model, not a curated record. NCBI's taxonomy places the organism in Eukaryota, Metazoa, Chordata, Aves, Galliformes, Phasianidae. The transcript is spliced from 5 exons.
CCCGCCUGAGCUUCCGGGGAACGGACGUCGAGGAGAGCGGACUGUUGCCGCUGGCGGGGCGGGGUCUGUCUGUCGUGCUGUGUUCAGUGCCAGCUUCCGCGGCUCUGUUCAUCGGUUAUGGAAGUGUAAAUAGAAGCGGCACGCAUAACGAACUUACAAGAUUUUUGCUUAUAUUUCCCUGGAAGUUACAUAAAAAAUGUCGAUCAGAGAGUUCAAAAUAAUCAUAUCCUUCCUCUGAUUUUGUAAGGCCUAUGUCUUUGACUCAAAGCUGUUAGUAAUGCUGAUUUGCAAGGAUGGUGAAAACAUAGAAUAGAUAUAUUUUAAAAUAUGCUAUUCAGAUGGCGUGGUCAGAUCUACUAAAAUAGACUUACAGGACAAGAAACACAGUUGCUGGCUGCUAGUGUCCUUUAUCAGUCUGUUCUCCACAGUUUUAUCCACCUGGGGAAUCGUUCAUGAACAGAACAGAUAUUUGCUGGCUAUGAAUUAUUGAGGACAUGGAAAGCGAGUGGGAGUCAGCAGAGUCCACCUCUUCCAUAUGUCUGCACAUGUGGUUUAACUCACUGUCAACUCCUAUCCCAAGUCUUGUAGAAGAAAAGGCUUUGAGGCUUUUUAAAUUGUUACACAGAACUCGACAAGAAGUUUUUAAGAAUGAUACAAGAGCCCUUGAAGCUGCAAGACAAAAGAUAAACGAAGAAUUCAGAAAUAACCAAAGUGAAACAUCUGAAGAGAAAAUAAAUGAGCUCCUGAAAAUAGCUUCAGAUGUUGAAAUGAUUCUCAGAACUUCUGUUAUUCAGGCAGUUCACACAGACUCCAACAAAAUAUUGCUCUUACCCAGGAAGGAUCUGCUACAAGACAAUAUUCCUUACUUUGAUAAACCAACAAAAAAGCAUGAAUCCUGAGAAGAGUGUGCCCUUCUUCACAGUAUGUUAAAAGCUGGUAAUGGAAACUCUGAAAAACAGUAGUGUGUGCCUGUCUUAUUGUUUUCCAAAUAUUAAUUUAAUGCCAAGAAAAUGUGGACUGAAACCAGUUUUGUUUGUUAUGAUAUCACCAUGGACUUCUUUUGAGGAAGAUGGUACUGUAUCCACAGAAACUUGAGAUACAUGAUUUCCUUGAAAAAGAAAGUGUGUAAAUAUAUGUACUGCUGAACUUCAGAGAGCAGUAUCAGAUACAGAUUGUUUCCUAGCAGUCUAGAAUUUUGACAAACUAAACGCAAGUGAAUUGCAGCUCUUAAUUCUGAUAACGUGACAUUACAUACUGCUUUGAAAUAACUGAAAACCAUGUUGUAAAACUUAUCAUUAAAUUUAUGCUUCACAUCAAAAA